Messenger RNA from Hemibagrus wyckioides, 2603 nucleotides. It is a transcript of the gene asb8, whose product is annotated as ankyrin repeat and SOCS box containing 8. The record is from RefSeq and is a predicted model, not a curated record. Lineage: Eukaryota; Metazoa; Chordata; Actinopteri; Siluriformes; Bagridae. Bases 239 to 1180 code for a protein of 313 amino acids. The transcript is spliced from 4 exons. Gene Ontology annotation, molecular function: protein binding.
UAGAGAGAGAGAGAGACAGACAGACAGACACUGUGUGUGUUAGAGAGAGAGAGAGAGAGACAGACACUGUGUGUGUGUGUGAGAUAAAGUCUCUCCCCUACAGUGCCGUGUUUGUGUUUAUUACGGAAGGCUGCUGCUGUUUUGGACUAAAUCACCGGUAAAACUCAAAGGUAUCGCUGCUCCCUUGUUAAAGACCUAAGGCGUCACCCGGCCCGGGUGCAAUGUCCUUUCGCUCCACAUGAGCUCGACUAUGUGGUACAUCAUGCAGAGUAUUCAGAGUAAAUACUCCCUUUCGGAAAGGCUUAUCCGAACAAUCGCUGCCAUUCGUUCGUUCCCGCACGAUAAUGUGGAGGAUCUUAUCCGCAAGGGAGCCGACGUGAACAGGAUGCAUGGCACUCUGAAGCCCCUGCACUGCGCCUGCAUGGUGGCUGACGCAGACUGUGUGGAGCUUUUACUGGAGAAAGGUGCAGAGGUAAACGCUUUGGACGGCUACAAUCGCACAGCGCUACAUUACGCGGCAGAGAAGGACGAGGGUUGCGUGGAGCUUCUGUUGGAAUAUGGAGCUCAGCCCAAUGCGCUGGAUGGCAACAAGGACACGCCGCUACACUGGGCUGCCUUCAAAGAUAACCCCGAGUGUGUCCGUGCUCUGCUGGAUAGCGGCGCCCAUCCUAACGCGCGUGACUACAACAAUGACACGCCGCUCAGCUGGGCCGCCAUGAAAGGCAACCUGGAUAGUGUGCGUGUGCUGCUGGACUACGGCGCCCAAGUACACGUGACCAACCUGAAGGGCCAGACUCCCAUUUCACGGCUGGUGGCACUGCUGGCACGUGGCCUGGGCUCCGAGCAGGAGGAAGAGUGUCUGGAGCUUCUGUGCAGCGCUGCGGGAAGGCUGGAGAUGCGUCGGGCCGAUGGUUCCAUGCCGCACGAGCUUAGUAAACAUCCACAGCUUCUGGCACGCCUCACUAGCAUGAUGGCUCAGCCGGCAUUGCUGAAAGAUCUGGCCCGCUGCGCUGUACGUAACAGUCUUGGGGUGCAGUACCUCCCCACAGCUGUGAAGCAGCUUCCACUGCCCGAGUCUGUUAAACAGUACGUACUCCUCAGAAACAUUGGGUAUAUACAAGGCAAAGAAAGCGAGAGAGAGGGAGAACAGACUGUCUGCAAUGCACUGCAGAGCAAUUAGUGAUGUACUAAAACAAAGGCACACAAAUCUGUAUAUUAAUAUACAUCCACCAGUCACUUUAAUAGGAACACUUGUCCACCCGAUCAUCAUCAGCCAAUCACGCGGCAGCAGCACAAUGCACAAAAUCUUGCAGAGCUUGAGUGAUCUCAGUGACUUUGAACAUGGCAUAUCGACGGUUCCAGAUAGGUUGGUGUGAGCAUUUCAGAUACUGCUGAUAUAAUAGGAAUUUCAUGCACAACAGUCUCUAAAGUAUACAAAAAACAAAACAACAACUAGUAAGCAGCAUGUCUCUGGUAUAAAUAGCAAGAAUAGAACAGCCAGACUUGUUUGAGAUGACAGGAAGGAAACAGCAACUCAAAUAACCACUCUUUAUGACCACGGUGAGGGGAAAACCUUCUCACAACACGCGUCAUGUUAAAACCUGAGGUGAAUGGGUGACAGGAGGGGGGAGGAUUGCAUAAUAUUUGCAUGAAUGAUCGAUACAGGUGUUUCUGUUAAAGUGGCUGAUGAGUGGAAUAGAGAUUUAGUGAUACCCACGUUUUUAUUCUCCUAAUUACUUUCCCAUAAAUUGAAUGAUUAGAAUCACGACUCUUGUGCACAAAUGAACAAGAUGGUUUGAAAUCCUCAAUACUAAAACAAAAAAUUCUUUCAAUGCAAAGAAGCAAAAAAAUGAGGAAUAUUAUAAGUGAUAGAAAUUGCUAAUAUAUUGUAAAAUUCCUCACAAGCAUUUUUUUACCACGACACUUGCUUUUGGCCUUUGUAUAAUUUUAAUUUAAAUUGAAUUAUUGUGUGGAUGAUAUUUUAGUUUAGAGAUUAUUGUGAAAUAUAUUUGUACCUGAGGAUUCUACGAGAAGUCAAAUGGCAUGCGAUUAGAUCUUUCAAUUUAAUAUAUACUAUCAGAUUAAAAGGAAAAAGUACUACUGUAUAAUUUACAGGCUACAAAUACUGGUGCUACCCUCAAGGCUGUGUUUCUUUUCUUUCUUUCCCUUAAGUGACAGCCCUCUAGAGCAUGCAGUGUACUUUUACACCUUAAGGCGUAACAAGGACCACCGUCUCACCCUUUGAGGGUAGCUUGUACUCUGAGGGAACAAAUCAUGUACCGGAUAAGUAGUUGUGAAUGCUUCCUGUUUGGGAUCUGUUCAGAUUUAACAGCGGUAGAACACUAGCACCUUUGCGAUAUCUUGCGUUUCCAGAUCUAAUAAGCUCUUCGGUUUCACUUGUCCAUCUUUCCCCCCCGAGAGUUUUUUUUUUCCCUUCUCGUGUUUCUGCUGUAAUUUAUGUUUGUACAGCGAUAAUCUGAGUAGGAAAUUUAGCCAGUGUGAUGUUUUAUUGUCUGUAUUGUGUGCAGCCAACCACUUAACACACUUUUUCCUUGUGAAAUACAAGUAAAAAUCCAUCCUGCAUCACAUGAAGUAGCAGUUCA